AAUACCUAAACAUUUAUACUUGAAUCCAACAAUUAACAUCAAUAUUUAACAUUUAUACUCAUAAAAUAAAUAAUAAAAUAAUUUUUAACAAUUAAAAUCACUAAAAUAAGAUUAUUUUACUUAAAGAUUCGUAUAUCGAUCAUGUCGGUCAUACCGGUGGUGUCACGCCGAUUUUAUGACCGAUACAGGUUGAUCCAGGUACAACCGGUGGCACGCCGGCCGGCGUGACAACCCUCAUUGCCACUUUCCAGGAUAGCACUAAUAGGGUACAAAUCCUAUCUACCCAACAAACGGGCGACGGUCGUGGGCCAGUCAGCGUUAGGUUUUAAAAGCUUGGGCUGGGCUCUUUACGGAUGAUCCAAUUUUCUCGAAAAACGGAAAGGUUACAGCCCAGCCCAUCAAUAUCAUAUAUUGGUGUGUGGUCUGUGCCUCUGUGUAACCCUGAAAGUUUGUUUCUUGUUAAAAAUGAUAGCCUUUUACAUUAGGGAUUUGGAUUGGCAAACAAACAUUUUACGGGAUGUUGACCUCUUCUCUAGUAUCCCGUCGUCUGCUGCGCGAUUCGUCUGCUGCGCUUCUGUUCCAGAUUAUCCAUGGCGGCGAACAACAGCACCUCGGCUUCUGAUCGGCAGCUAAGCUCGUGGUUUUUGCCGUGCAGCUCCAGUAAACGACGGCGGAUACAAUCAACAGAAGUAAACUCUCCUCCUCCUCCUCCGACGACAAUCGUUCAAUUGGGAGACGAUCUCCUCGCAGAAAUCCUGAUUCGCCUCCCGAACCCCAAAUCCGCCCGUCGCUGCAAAGCCGUCUGCAAGCGAUGGAAGUCCCUUAUCUCCGAUCCAGUCCGCUUCAAUCGCCGUUUCGUUUCCCACCACCAUAGCAGGAACUGGCAACCUCCUCUCCUUCUACACUCAGACGACCCGCAAUCGAUCAUCACGAGCUUCAUCCCCAUGGAUACUACAUUUGCCCAAGACUCCUUCGCAGUAAUGGAUGCUUACAGGGACUUGGUUCUGUGCGGGUUUGCGGAUGCGGGUCCCGUCAGCGACGUCUACGGCAAACUGGUCACCGAAUUGUACAGAUCCUACUUCCUCUGCAAUCCGUUUACCAAGCAAUGGGUCGCCCUCCCUUUGGCGCCCGAAUUGCCCACGGGGUGUGGGUACUACUUUGCAAGGUUAGUUUGUGAACCCCGUAUUUUGAAUAGUCUCGAUCUAGGAGGUGACCGAGGCUUCUUUCAUUCUGAGUAUCGAUUCCGAGUGGUGUGUCUAUACCGGGAUAAGGACUCUACAAAGUUAGACAUGUUCUGUUCGGAUGCUGGGGAAUGGACGAAGGACAUUCUUGUUCUUCAUCGGUAUCGCCAAUUCAUGGCCAGAAAUAUAGUUUCCUGCAAUGGGGAGUUGUUUUGGAGUUAUGGUGUUCGAAGCCAAGAUCCUGGUGAUGUGCACCCGAUAAAGCCUUUCGUUGCUGCUUUUAAUCCUUUCCGUCCUGAUUCACCUCCCACUGCCAUUGAAACUCCAUUAGUCUAUGGGAAAGGGGGGUGGGAUAUUGGUGUCUCGCAAGGCGCCCUGCACGCGAUUGUAUUCGAAGAUCGAAUUGAACCUGGUCGUACGCAGAUCGCGUUGAGCUUGUGGAGACUAGAAGAGGACCGUAGAUCCUGGAGGAGACUACGUGACGGGUUGAUGAAGGGAUCAAUGUUGCGUGAACUCCGCACCUAUGUUCGACCUUGUUUUCAUCCAGAGAAGCCGGAAGUUUUCUUCCUCCGUCAUUGUGAUGGUACUGGUGAUGGUGAAAUUGCUGCUUUGUCCUGUGAUUUGGGGGCGGGGGGAGAGCUGGAGCUCUAUGCUAAAGGAAGACCAUUCUUAAGUUAUUGGAAGUUGUUCCAAGCUGAGUUCUCUUGCUGGCCGACUUCGAUUCCAAGGUACGAGGAAUUGCGAGUUAUAUAUGAUGGAAGCCACAGCUGUUGGGUUCAGAGCCAGAAUGAGCCAACUACAAAUCCUUCAAUAGCUGGUACUUCUGCUUGUGAGUCUCUGCUAGGUUAGUUAUGCUUGAGGAUUAUAGCGAAGGGGCUCAAACUUUUUUACCCGCCCCGUCCCGUAGUAGCGUGGGGUGGGACAUGGGAAUUGAGGUACCCGCCCCGCCCCAUUGCCAUCACUAAGGAUUACUUAUAGUAUAUUUAAAUUUGAAAAAAACAAGUAAUUAAUGUGAGGUAUUUAA
Messenger RNA from Linum trigynum, 2205 nucleotides. The record is from the annotation of a GenBank genome assembly. Lineage: Eukaryota; Viridiplantae; Streptophyta; Magnoliopsida; Malpighiales; Linaceae.